Messenger RNA from Rhinolophus ferrumequinum (greater horseshoe bat), 5654 nucleotides. RefSeq names its product Meis homeobox 2 (gene MEIS2). The record is from RefSeq and is a predicted model, not a curated record. Gene Ontology annotation, molecular function: DNA-binding transcription activator activity, RNA polymerase II-specific; RNA polymerase II cis-regulatory region sequence-specific DNA binding. Lineage: Eukaryota; Metazoa; Chordata; Mammalia; Chiroptera; Rhinolophidae. Bases 1134 to 2339 code for a protein of 401 amino acids. Gene Ontology annotation, biological process: animal organ morphogenesis; positive regulation of cell population proliferation; embryonic pattern specification. The transcript is spliced from 13 exons.
UCGCACUCGCUGCAUAUCAGAGGCUCCGCGCGGCGCGCUCCUCCUCGCUCCCGCUCCCCACUCCCGAGAUGUGUCUCCGCUGUACGACGGGCUAUGGCCACCACGACUUCCGGGUUCCGUCAUUUCGUUCUCCCGCCGCCGACCCGCGCCGCCAAACUGAGGCUCUUCUAUAAGCCAGGCAGCAGCCAACCUGCCAACACCUACUGACACUCACUCAUCUCCCAGAGAGAGAAAGAGAGCGAGAGAGAGCGAGCGCGAGAGAGCGAGCGCGAGUGAGAGCGAGCGAGCGAGAAAGAGAGAGAGGGAGAGACAAAAUACCUACCAGGAAAGGGGGGGGGAGGAAGUCCAAUUUUUGCAAACUAUUCUUUUUUUCUUGAUUUUCCCCCCCUGUUUUCUUUGAACGAUACUUGAAAGAGAGAGGAUCAUAUUAUAGAUAUCGCGGGGGCAAAGCUAAAAGAGGGGGGGUGGGGGGAGGAAAAAUUCAAGAAGCAGAAACCCCUCGCGGAGUUUUACUGGAAGAAAAAAAAACGGGUCUGAAAGAUUCCUCCUCUUCAUCAUCAUCAACCAUCAUUCAUUCACUACCUUGACAUUCCGGGCUCUGAUUGACAGCUGGAGUGGCAAAAAGCCAUGAAACACGACAGUUCGGUUACAUGUGGGCUGCUGACGGGCCGCUCGUAACCUUCAGUUCGGGGGCUUGACAAUUUUUUUUUCUUCUUUUUCUUCUUUUUCUUUUUCUUUUUUUUUUUUUUUCAACUGAGGGGAAGAGAAGAGAAAGAGGGGGAAAGGAGGACCGAAGAGAAGGAGGAGGGGAGGGGGGAGGAGGAGGAGGAGGUGGAGGAGGAGGAAGAUCAGGAGGAGGAGAAAGAAGAGGAAAAAAGAGAAAAAGAAGAAAUAUCACAGGAAAAAAAAAACUUCGUUGUCUUGCCUGGGCUUUUUUUUGUUGUUGUUUUUGUUAUUGUUGUUUUUUGUUUUUUCCUUCCCUAAAAAUAACAUAUUGGAGAAUUGGGAGAAGUCUCCUUGGUUUGGACUUAAAAAAAAAAAAAAAACAGGAAUCUUCAGCCUAGAUCACUUUCUUAUCCGGACUGGGAUAUUAAAUAUACGACACAUCCAGGAGUUUAUUGGAGCGCAGACUGAUGGCGCAAAGGUACGAUGAGCUGCCCCAUUACGGCGGGAUGGACGGAGUAGGGGUGCCUGCUUCCAUGUACGGAGACCCUCACGCGCCGCGGCCGAUCCCCCCGGUUCACCAUCUGAACCACGGGCCGCCGCUCCACGCCACGCAGCACUACGGAGCGCACGCCCCGCACCCCAAUGUCAUGCCGGCGAGCAUGGGAUCCGCUGUCAACGACGCCUUGAAGCGGGACAAGGACGCGAUCUAUGGGCACCCGUUGUUUCCUCUGUUAGCUCUGGUCUUUGAGAAGUGCGAGCUGGCGACCUGCACUCCCCGGGAACCCGGAGUGGCCGGCGGAGACGUCUGCUCCUCCGACUCCUUCAACGAGGACAUCGCAGUUUUCGCCAAGCAGGUUCGCGCCGAAAAGCCACUUUUUUCCUCAAAUCCAGAGCUAGACAAUUUGAUGAUACAAGCAAUACAAGUAUUAAGGUUUCAUCUUUUGGAGUUAGAAAAGGUCCACGAACUGUGCGAUAACUUCUGCCACCGGUACAUUAGCUGUUUGAAGGGGAAGAUGCCCAUCGACCUUGUCAUUGAUGAAAGAGACGGCAGCUCCAAGUCAGAUCACGAAGAACUUUCAGGCUCCUCCACAAAUCUCGCUGACCAUAAUCCGGCAUCUUGGCGAGAUCACGAUGACGCAACCUCCACCCACUCGGCAGGCACCCCCGGGCCCUCCAGUGGGGGUCAUGCAUCCCAGAGUGGAGACAACAGCAGUGAGCAAGGGGAUGGUUUAGACAACAGUGUAGCGUCACCUGGCACAGGUGAUGAUGAUGACCCCGACAAGGACAAAAAACGCCAGAAGAAAAGAGGCAUUUUCCCCAAAGUAGCAACAAACAUCAUGAGAGCGUGGCUCUUCCAGCAUCUCACACAUCCGUACCCUUCCGAAGAGCAGAAGAAACAGUUAGCGCAAGACACAGGACUUACAAUUCUCCAAGUAAACAACUGGUUUAUUAAUGCCAGAAGAAGAAUAGUACAGCCCAUGAUUGACCAGUCAAAUCGAGCAGGUUUUCUUCUUGAUCCUUCAGUGAGCCAAGGAGCAGCGUAUAGUCCAGAAGGUCAGCCCAUGGGAAGCUUUGUGCUGGAUGGUCAACAACACAUGGGAAUCCGGCCUGCAGGACCUAUGAGUGGAAUGGGCAUGAAUAUGGGCAUGGAUGGGCAAUGGCACUACAUGUAACCUUCACCAUGUAAAGCAAUCGCAAAGCCAGGGGGAAGUUUGCAGAGCAUGCCAGGGGACUACGUUUCUCAGGGUGGUCCUAUGGGAAUGAGUAUGGCACAGCCAAGUUACACUCCUCCCCAGAUGACCCCACACCCUACUCAAUUAAGACAUGGACCCCCAAUGCAUUCAUAUUUGCCAAGCCAUCCCCACCACCCAGCCAUGAUGAUGCACGGAGGACCCCCUACCCACCCUGGAAUGACUAUGUCAGCACAGAGUCCCACAAUGUUAAAUUCUGUAGAUCCCAAUGUUGGCGGACAGGUUAUGGACAUUCAUGCCCAGUAAUAUAAAUACGGGAACUCAAGGGAAAAGGAAACACACGCAAAAACUAUUUUAAGACUUUCUGAACUUUGACCAGAUGUUGACACUUAAUAUGAAAUUCCAGACAGCUGUGAUUAUUUUUUACUUUUGUCAUUUUUCAUCAAGCAACAGAGGACCAAUGAGACAAGAACACAAAUGUGAAAUCAUGGGCUCACUGAGACAAUUCUGUCCAUGUAAAGAUCCUCUGGAAAAAGACUCCGAGAGUUAUAACUACUGUAGUAUAAACAUAGGAACUAAGUUAAACUUGUACAUUUCUGUUGAUCACUCCGUUAUGUUGCCUCAAAUAGUUUUAGAAGAGAAAAAAAAUAUAUCCUUGUUUUCCACACUAUGUGUGUUGUUCCCAAAAGAAUGACUGUUUUGGUUCAUCAGUGAAUUCACAAUCCAAGAGAGACUGUGGUAUAUUUUAAACCUGUUGGGCCAAUGAGAAAAGAACCACGCUGGAGACCACGGUGAACUUGUGGCUGAACCUCACUCAACCCUUGGACUCCAGCUUCAAGAAUGCGUUUCCAUGCUCGGCCUUUGUUCCUCCAUAAAUGUGUCCUUUAGUUUCAAACAGAUCUUUAUAGUUUGUGCUUCAUAAGCCAAUUCUUAUUAUUUUGGGGGACUCUUCUUCAAAGAGCUUGCCAAUGAAGAUUUAAAGACAGAGCAGGAGCUUCUUCCAGGAGUUCUAAGCCUUGGCUGUGGACAAACAAUCUUCAGUUGGGCAGCCCUCCUCAACACAAAAAAAGUGAUUAAUGGUCAUAGCACCACAACUAGGACUUGAUCUGAAACUCAAAGCUUGGGGGAUAAAAAAAAAAAAAGGAGCAAGAGAAUACUGUAACAAACUUCGUACAGAGUUCGGUCUAUUAAUUGUUUCAUGUUAGAUAUUCUAUGUGUUUACCUCAAUUGAAAAAAAAGAAUGUUUUUGCUAGUAUCAGAUCUGCUGUGGAAUUGGUAUUGUAUGUCCAUGAAUUCUUUUCUCAGCACGUGUUCCUCACUAGAAGAAAAUGCUGUUACCUUUAAGCUUUGUCAAAAUUUACAUUAAAAUACUUGUAUGAGGACUGUGACGUUAUGUUAAAAAAGGUGUUAAGUCACAAAAUGCGGUAAUAAAUAUUUCAUUUUUGAUUUUUUGUUAGGCUUUUGUGUUUUUAAUAGUUUUAAGGUAAGGUUGCACAAUCCCUACUGUAUACAGUGUUCAAAUUAGGUGAUGGUUUUAUCCCCAGAAGUUGAGUAUAUUUGAAAUUUAACUUACCAACGAUUUUUAAGGUAACCAUCUGUAGCUUAUGUAUAGUUGGCCUAAAAACUCUCCCAGCAGAAAACUUCUAAAGGUAUGAAAUUUGGUGUGUGUGUAGUGUGUGUAGUGUGUGUGUGUGUCAGGUUGAAAGAUCCACCUUCAAUGUGCCCAAACCUCCUUUUUAGGUGCAUGAUGUUAAAAAAAAGUACUUUUAGAUAAAGUUUUGCAUGUUCAUCCUCUGCCAGAAUAAAGGGCUUUUGCAGGGUUAAUUUUGCAUCAUAAGAAAUAACUAACGUCUGUGCUCAAAGAUAAUUCAUCUGCCUGUGUUUUUUCUGUCUUACUAAAAUACUGUUGAAUAUGUAAAUUAAAAUUUACAUAUAGAUGUUCAUAGAUGAGUAAACUUCUAUGGAAUUUGAAAUCCUUAGUUGAAAAGAUUACUUAAUCAUUAAUAUUUAAUAUAAAUUAUAUUAUGAUGUCUUUUUUUAUUUCAGACACCUCCAUAUGCAGGCAUACUAUUGUGGUGAUUUGGUGACUAAACAAUUUUUUUUUCUAAAACAACAACAAAACAAGCACUCUAAUGCCAUUUUCAAAAUCUCAUGCAACAUUCCUAGAAACCCUUGUCUUAGCUUACUGAUAAUGCACACACAAUGCCUGCCAACGUGUGCAGUGAAUAAAAGUGUGAGAUAUUUUCAUGCCUCCCCAAUUUUUCAAAAAAAUAUACCAUCCUGGAAUUUUGUAACACCUAAAUUUUGAAUCCUAUGUUUAAAAGGGAUAAUACAGACUUGACCUAGUUGUGUGAUGUCAGCUUGAGAGGGAAAUAGUUCACUAUCUCAGAAAUACAAGUUUGUAUCUUAUUCGGGGUUCUUCCAUCUUCCCAUUGCAGAAGACAUUAAUAGAAGUUGUAUAAUAAGGAACAAGGAAAUAAACUUCUAUUGUUUUGUAUUAUUUUUAGUUAGGUAGAAUUUUUAUAAAUAAUGUUUAUCACUUUAAUGUGGUGCUGCUUAAACAUAGAAAUAACACUUAUGGUUCAAACUAUUAAUGGAGAAAUUCUGCACCACUUGGAAAAGAGACAGUCUCCCUCUCAUUUUUGUUAUCCCAUUUCACAUGGAGUUUCUUUGCAAAAUUUAAAUAUUUGUAUAUUUUUACUUUAGAUGCUUUUAAGUAAAUUUUGACAAGUUCUCCAUUUAUAAAUUAACUCUCACAUCAGCUGAACAGUUUUUUGGCAAAGUUUUUCUUCCUUUCCUCUCAGUAACGUAAAUACUGAAGGGUUUACUUGCUAAUUGGCUCAUGUUUAGGAAGUGUUUAAUGCAAUUAUUAUUAAUCUAUUUCCUCAAAUUUUGAUCUCAGAGCUCUCUAGCCUUGGUUUAAAUGAAUAAAAUAACCUCAGGGUUCGUUUCUCAACAAACCCACAUCCUAUCUUGUUAACCUUUAACCCUCUUAAAUAUUUGGAGAUGAAUAAUAAUUGUAAUAAUAUUUGUUUGCAUUUCCUUGCCUCCCUCCCCCAUAAGCCAAGACUGAGAGGUGGUAGAGUUGUCCAAUUUGUAUAAUGCCUUUUUUAUACCACCUCGGAAGGCACUUCCUCCUAUCUCGGGUUUACUAUUUAGUAUAAAGAGUUCCGAUUUGGGUAUAUUUAAGAAAGACUCAGCUGUCAAAAGCAAAGAAACUGGGAAUGGUGUUUUGACAACCAUAUAGUGUUAAAGGAAAUACUGUAGUCUGAAUAAAAUUGCUUAUGUUCUCCAAAA